UCUAAAAAGUCAGAUAGUGGUGAAGACCGUCCUAGGCCUAGUGUUAAAUCAUCUAAAAAAAUAAAAAGUAAAGAGUACAUACUUGAUGACAGUGAUACUGAUGAAAAUGAUAAGCCUGAAACCAUAGAAUCGACUAGUUUUAAGCGCAGGACAUAUCGACCUGGGCCUAAAAGUAAGAUGGCAAAAAAGCUUGUAAUAUCUGAUGAUACUGAUUCGGAUGAAAAUAUUGGUGAUGGAAAUAAUACUGAUUCAGAUGAAAGUAUUGGUGAUGGAAAUGAUAUGUCCAACAGUGAAUCUGCUCAUGUUGAGAAACUCAAGCCAAUCCGACCUGGCCCUAAAAGUAAAACAACCAAAAAGCGAGUAGUAAGUAGUGAUGAUACUGAUGAAAGUGGUAAUGAAGAGAGAAACAGAACUGAGCUUGAAGAAUCUGCCAAUAUAUCUGUGUCCAAAAGCCGGAAAAAGCUAAGGGUAGUAUAUGGCAGCUCAGAUGAUGAAGUGGGUGUCACAAAUGAAGACUCUGACAAAAGUAACUUGACUUUGAGGGAAGGAUUAGCAGGUUCAAAUAACCAUAGACAAAAACCUGGUCCAAAAAGCAAAACAAUUAUGAAGAGAAAUCCUAGCUUUGAUCGAACUAAAGAAAACAUAACUGCUAGUGUUGAGGACCCCAAAACAACUCCCGGACCUAGAAGCAGAAUAACCAAGAAACAUGCAACCAAAGUUAAACGGGACAACUAUCCAUUCCUCUGCUUCUUGUGUGACAAAUUUGACCCAGAAGACCUCUCUCAGUUGAUACAACACUUAAGGGAACACAUGGACUAUAAACACUUUGUGUGUAAGGAGUGUGGAACAGCCUUUGUUAACUGGGAGGAUGGACUUCUCCAUCUGGAAGAGCCAGCUUGUAAAAUGUCUUCUAUUGAAUAUACACCAGCGUUUGAUGAAACAACACUUCUUUGGGACACAGUGAAGAAAUCUUACUUUGGUGGACUAAAGAAGGAUGAGGAAGAAGGAGCAAAUGUAGAGGCAAAUGAUGUAGACCACAUUAAAUGUACUAUAUGUGAGAAACAUAUACCUGCUGGACAAGUAGAUGUCCAUUCCUUCAGCCAUUACAACCAGACGCCAUUCCAUUGUGACUUCAACACAAGACGCUGUAAGUUCAAGUCUGACAACCAGGAUGAACUGAAGAGACAUCUGAUGAAAGAACAUGGCCAGUUAGAGAGUGUUUGGUUCAUCCACAUGAGGACCAUAACCAGAGUUCCCUUCAAAGAUCACAAUGCACUAUGGGAAGAUCUUACCCUCUUCAUUGGUCUGGGAUAUAGAGCCUCCAUUGAACAUUUGGUGUAUACCUGCUCUAUCUGCAAAGUGUAUGAGACAGACAAAGAAUACAAACUUCGCACACACUUAGUAGCUCAGCACAUGAACCCAUACAAAUGCCCCUAUUGCUCUAGGAAGUCUGGUCUCUACAGAAUCAUGCUGCCACAUAUCAAAAAAGAUCAUAAAGAGCUGCCAUUCAAGGAACCUGUCCUGGUUGGGAACACAUCUGCCAGAGAGAUCAACAGACUUUGUAUGGUGGCACUAAGAAGGGCCAAAAAUAUUACUCUAAAGGCAGAGAAAAUUGAUACAUCAACUACCAAUACAACAAACACCUUAACAACAGCAAACACCCAGACAAACUCCUCAAGGAAACCCCCUGGUGGGGAUAAUCCAGAGACCAUCCCCAUAGAGCAGAAAUUGAAGUGUACGCUGUGUGGUAUAUUCACCUGUAAAUCUGUGGACGCUUUCCGUUAUCACGUGUGCCGUCAUUUUGGAUACAGUCCCUAUACAUGUAAAAAGUGCCACAAUGUAUUCAGGACACAUGAUAAGGCGAUACUGCAUAUGGCCAGUCAGCACCCAGAUCUCCAGAAGCCAUUAGAUUUCAUACAGUUCCAAAGCAAUCCUAACAUUGAAAGCAAGAUCAAGGCAACCAUAGAUGCAGCAACAGAGAAAUUUAACCAAGAAUCUAAAGAACGAGAAAUGCGUAAACUCGCGUCACCUCCUUCUGCCACUGUACAACGUGUUUCCAACAAGCCGCAGCUGACCUGCCAGAAAUGUGGAGAAUUCAGCACGACUGAAUUGACCAAAUACGCAGCCCAUCAUAGAAC
This is a messenger RNA of Owenia fusiformis, 2138 nucleotides long. The record is from the annotation of a GenBank genome assembly. NCBI's taxonomy places the organism in Eukaryota, Metazoa, Annelida, Polychaeta, Sabellida, Oweniidae.